Apodemus sylvaticus (European woodmouse) is the source of this 561-nucleotide messenger RNA. It is a transcript of the gene Ascl5, whose product is annotated as achaete-scute family bHLH transcription factor 5. Bases 1 to 561 code for a protein of 186 amino acids. The record is from RefSeq and is a predicted model, not a curated record. The transcript has a single exon. NCBI's taxonomy places the organism in Eukaryota, Metazoa, Chordata, Mammalia, Rodentia, Muridae. Gene Ontology annotation, molecular function: protein dimerization activity; DNA-binding transcription factor activity, RNA polymerase II-specific; RNA polymerase II transcription regulatory region sequence-specific DNA binding. Gene Ontology annotation, biological process: developmental process; regulation of transcription by RNA polymerase II.
AUGAACAGUAAUUUCUGUCGAGCUCUGGUGGACCACGGGUCACCGGGAGGCAUACAGCUGGGUGUCGUGGCCCCUGCAGGACAGACACCGCUGCCAGCCACUGAGCCCCUGGGCAACGUACCCUUUCUACUGUACCCCGGCCACUCUGAGCCGCCUUACUACGACGCCUACGCUGGGGUGUUUCCCUACGUGCCCUUCCCCGGCGCCUUCGGGGUUUACGACUACCCGUUCGAGCCCGCCUUCAUCCAGAAGCGCAACGAGCGGGAGCGGCAGCGGGUCAAGUGCGUGAACGAGGGCUACGCGCGCCUCCGUGGUCACCUCCCGGGCUCUCUGGCCGAGAAGCGGCUCAGCAAGGUGGAGACACUGCGCGCCGCCAUCCGCUACAUCAAAUACCUGCAGGAGCUGCUGAGCGCCGCCCCCGACGGCGCGCCACCCGCCGCCACCUCCCCGCCGCCCGCCCACGCGGGCCACGACAACGCGCCGCAGCCCCCCUCCCUGGAGUCCAGUGGGUCCGCCUUUUCCUCUUCGCCUUUUUUGGAGUCGGAGGAAGCCAGCCUUUGA